CUUUGCCUGGCAACUCAACUCAACUCCGGUCUCCGGGAGGGUCACCUCUCAUCUCUUGCCCCACCGCAAACGCAAAGCCAAAAGCAGAAGAGAGAAGCGAGAACGCCGAGCGCAGCCAGCCAGCCAGCAGCAAACCGCUCUUCCAGGAGGAGAAGAGGAUCCCUCCCUCCCUCCCUCCGCGUUCGCUCGAGACGGGCCUCGGGUUCGGCCGGCGGCGGCGGCCCCGCAGAAUCCGGCUCCGUCUCCGUCUCCCGAAAACCUAGCGGAUUCGAGCCCCAAUCCCGGCCGAGGACUCCGCGCCGCCGGAGCGUCCGUUUCGGGUUUGACUUUUUACUGCCCCAAGAUCGCAUCUCCGGUGGUGGAAGGAUCAGGGAUUAAAUAACGCUGGGUCGCUGUCUCUGGCUGUGACAUUAGUAACUUGGGUCCCAUUGGAGUGGAGGCUGUAGCUGGCCUGUGAGUGGCUGAGCAGGCUGCUGUGAGGUUUAUAAGUGUGGGCUAUGGCGACGGCGACAAUGGCGACCGCUGCGGGCGCUGCUGCGCUGCUGUACUACACGCUGAACCGGCGGCUGCAGACGGAGAGGCUGGACAGUGAAGGGGAUUCGGAUUGUGGGAAUGGCAGGGAUGGGGCGGCCAGUGGAGCCCUAGUAGAGUCCUCUAGCAGUAGCCGUGUGUCACGCAGGGAUGUGCGUGCCCCUGCCACGUGGCUGGAGACGAUCUCGACUCUGUCGGAGACGCUGCGGUUUACAUACUCCGAGACACUUGGGAAGUGGCCCAUCGGGGACCUUGCUUUCGGAAUCAGCUUCCUCCUGAAGAGACAGGGAAAUGUAUCUGUAGCAAGCAUAUACGCUGGGGAUGGUAGUGUGGAGCUCAAAGGAGCCCCAGUGGUUACUGACUUGAAGUAUCUUUUGAAUUUGUUGACGUUAUGUUGGCAUUUCUCCAAAAAGCCAUUCCCGUUAUUUUUGGAGGCAACCGGCUACUCUAUGGAAGAUGUUCUUAUGCAAGAACCUAAAGCAGGAAUUUUGAAGCCAGCUUUCACCAUUUUACUUGAUAGAGAUAGACAAUGUAUACUUCUAUUAAUUAGAGGAACCCACAGUAUCAGAGAUACCCUUACAGCUGCUACUGGUGCUGUGGUUCCAUUUCACCAUACAAUAGUUCAGGAAGGUGGAGUUAGCGAUUUGGUUUUAGGUUAUGCUCAUUUUGGGAUGGUUGCAGCGGCUAGAUGGAUUGCAAAGCUUGCAGGCCCUUGUCUUGCAGAAACAUUACAUAUGUAUCCAGAUUAUAAAAUAAAGGUUGUUGGACAUUCACUCGGGGGUGGUACAGCAGCUCUCUUGACAUAUGUCCUGAGGGAGCAGCACGAGUUUGCCUCAGCUACUUGCGUGGCAUUUGCUCCAGCUGCUUGUAUGACAUGGGAGCUGGCUGAGUCAGGAGUUCAUUUUAUCACUACAGUCAUCAAUGGAGCUGAUUUGGUGCCAACAUUUUCAGCUGCUUCAGUAGAUGAUCUUCGUUCAGAGGUGACUGCAUCUGCCUGGCUGAAUGAUCUCCGUCACCAAAUUGAGCAAACUAGAAUCCUGAGCACUUUCUACCGAUCAGCAUCUGCCUUGGGGUCGCGACUUCCUUCAAUGGCAAAUGCUAAAGCUAGAGUAGCUGGUGCUGGUGCCAUCCUAAGACCUGUAUCUACUGGGACACAGGUUGUUAUGAGGAGAGCUCGCAGUGUGGCACAAGCAGCAUGGACAAGACCAGCAUUACCCUCAUGGGCAUGCAUUGGUCCAAGGCGGCGAAAUACCACUUCAUCCACCUCAACUGUUACAUCAGAAGAAAUAACAGCUUCUACUACAAGCGGUGGCUCUGAAUCCACGUCACUGUUGACCGAAACCACUGUGGAAACCACACAGAUAAUUACAUCUGAAACCACGCAGUAUGCUGCAUCAGAAGAGGUUCAGAGUUCCAUCAUGGCAUCUGAUGGCGUGAACAACUUGGAUGACAAGGUAGAUAGCGAUGAUGAGGACAUCAUCGAUCACCGUGUGGACGAGGAUAGGAUUACUGAUGUAGAGCUGUGGCAACAACUCGAAAAUGAAUUGUACCGACAAAGGGGAGGGGAUGAUGAUAAUGAUAUAGGGGAAGAGAUUGCUGAAAGUAAUAUUGCUGAGGAGGUAGGCGGAACAGCUCAAGAUGUGCUCAGUGAUGCCAGGGAGAAGGAGGUGCACAGAUUCUACCCUCCAGGAAAGAUCAUGCACAUAUUGACCUCCGUCAGAGAAGCAGAAAUAGACGAAGAGGAGAUUACCAGUCAUCAGGAUGAAGAGUCUAGCAGUCAUCAUGAUAAUACAACUGGAGAGUCAGAGACAAGCAUAGGUAUCUUCCUGACGCCAAGAUCCCUGUAUGGCAAGCUGAGGCUUUCUAAGAUGAUGAUCAAUGAUCAUUAUAUGCCGAUGUAUAGAAGAAGCAUUGAGCAGUUGGUUGCUGAGCUUGAGAAGGAUUGCUCUGCUUCUGUAGGUGAUAGCUCUGACUUUACAGCUUGCUAAGUCCAAACUAGAUAUGUAUCUUCAGCUGUUGUAAAAGCUGAUGACAUAGGGUAUUAGUUCCAUAAGUGUAGCUAACAUAACAGGAAUUAUAUCAUAAUGUUUAUCACGGCACUUCAGGUCUGAUUAAUUAUGCAGUGCAAUACUUGAAGAUCCA
Brachypodium distachyon (stiff brome) is the source of this 2673-nucleotide messenger RNA. RefSeq lists its product as uncharacterized. Gene Ontology annotation, biological process: lipid catabolic process. Lineage: Eukaryota; Viridiplantae; Streptophyta; Magnoliopsida; Poales; Poaceae. The record is from RefSeq and is a predicted model, not a curated record. The transcript is spliced from 8 exons. Bases 498 to 2519 code for a protein of 673 amino acids.